AUGGCGGACACUGCCUCGAAGCAUCGAGCUGAGUUUGCCUUUGCUCAGCUCGAGAACGAGAGAUCUCUGACAUCUCUUCGUGACGAGCUAAGGGUAGCUCGUGGGAUUGCUGAUCGGUCUCGGGAUGAGAUAACUGCUCUUCAGACCCUUGUUGAUGCCCACCAUCGGGAGCACAAGGCUCUCUGCGAGAUGCUUGAGCGCAAGGGCAUUCUUCAUCGGAAGAAGCAGCGUACUGAUGGUACGGCAUAA
Peronospora matthiolae is the source of this 249-nucleotide messenger RNA. NCBI's taxonomy places the organism in Eukaryota, Oomycota, Peronosporomycetes, Peronosporales, Peronosporaceae. The record is from the annotation of a GenBank genome assembly.